Molecule: messenger RNA, 3454 nt
Organism: Moneuplotes crassus
Lineage: Eukaryota; Ciliophora; Spirotrichea; Euplotida; Euplotidae
Source: the annotation of a GenBank genome assembly
GAAGUAAAUAGGAUCCUCAAAAACCGACACCCACUGUAUUACUCUAACAUUGGGCUCAAUGAGGUAUUCCCAAUAGUCACUUAUUUUAAGAAAUGAUUGAUGAUAAAUACAGAUGAAAAAUGGAGCCAUCUAGCUCCAAUUGAGAAUAAUUUUUCUAAAGAAGAAGAUAAGAACGAUGUUUUUAAUGAUUCCCAAAAGAAUAAUUACAAUCAAAGAUUAUCUACCUUCAAAGAGCUACUUGAUAGGAACAUCAGGAAGGAAUCAAUGCUGAUUAAAAGAGAUAGAUACAGAGAAGACGAUGAAGAUGAGAAUUUUAAAAUAGAUAGUCAAGAGCCUACUCCUGAAGGAAUCAGCUCACAAGAUUUCAAACAUGCAAGUGAUAGAGUGAAGAGGAAAACCCAAGCAAAGAUAGAUAGCUCCUACAAGGACCUAUCCGUUCUUGGUUUUGGGGUUUACUCGUUUUUCUACAUACUUGAGAUGUUAAUGAUCCUCUUCGCUGUGCUCUCAUUGCUUUCCUUUUUCACAAUGUUCCUGUACUCCUACUAUGGGGAUAGCAAAUAUUCAACCAGCCUUUUUGACUAUAUUGAGAUGGGUAACCUAGGAUAUUCUUCCAGCUUCUGCAAAGACGUCCCUCUUGGUGUAGGCCAGAUGACUGUUGAUUGUCCUACAGGAGUUAUCAGCCAGAUCGAAUCAUACGGUGUUACUCCUUCUAACGGAAGAUAUUUAGAUGGUUGAAAACCAAACGAAGAUACAUGGAAAUGUGAAGGAGUUUACUCUGCUGAAUAUGUCCAGGAAUACAUUGAAGAAGAAUGUAUUGGCCGAAAAUCAUGCCUCAUUGAGACCAGAUCAUUUGUCGACCUCAGAGCUGAGCCUCCCGAAUGUGUAGAUUACACAUCCCAGUUCUUUAUUCAGCUCUUCUGCUAUUUGCCAGAAAAAGAACUUGAGAACAAGCUUUGGAUUAACAAAAUUUUGACAUAUGAAGUAAUUGGGAUAAAUGUGCUUCUACUAGCGUUUUGCUUCUAUGUCAGCAGGAGUCUUAAUGGAAAAUAUAUUGAAUGGGACCACAAAACCACAACGAUUUCUGACUACACCGUGAAGUUUGAUAUCCCCGAUGAACUUUAUGAAAAAUAUAUUGAUUACAUCUAUGAUCUCAGUGGGGAAGAAGUUUCUGGGGAAUCACAAGUAUACGCGUUCAAAAAGUUCCUCAGGGAUGAGAUUGUCGCAAUGCUAAAGGAUGAAAGACCUGCAAUGGCAGAUGACGAUAGCCUACUUGACAUUGUAGACAUCCAAUUCACCUUCAAACAUUAUAGGCUGAUCCCUCUAAUGGUUCAGAGGGGCAGAGCAAUCUGGGAUGAGAACACUAUUCGAAGAAAAGAGAUAGAAAAUAAAAUCCUUUAUGAAUACUCAAGCAGCUUUACCACUCCAAUAGAGGCUUAUAUCAUAUUUGAAAAUGAAGAGGCAUACCAAAGAUCUCUGGGAAUGAACAAUACUAGAAUUUGCUGUUUUAAUUUCACAGAGCAUCAUAUUAAUGUUCAGAAGGUAGCGACGACUAAAACUAAGGAAUAUGAUUUCUCUAUUAGAACAGUGAUUCAACCAACGAAUAUCAAGUAUGAAAAUAAGCAUAAAUCUCGAAUGGAGUCUUUCUUCAGAUGGAUUAUAGCAAUAUUCAUCAUUGGGAUAGUUAUGGUUAUUGGAUUCUCUUUGUUAUUCCUUACACAGCAAACAAAGGAUCUCCUGAGGAGAUCUUAUCCAGAAGUAGACUGAGAACUCCUAGCAGAGUCAUAUUCCUCUGAAUCAAUGUUGCUUAGAUUUGCUGUUUCUGAAUGGUAUAACAUCGACGAGCAAGGAAUCUCAAGGGAAUCUAUUCUAAAAUUAUCCACUUCUAACCUACAAUGUUUUUGCAAAAACCUCCAGUCUGAGCUUGGAUAUAGAGAAGCUUCGCAAAAAUAGCUACAAAGUGCAGGUACGAGGAAGACUUAUAGACUCUCCUCUGUGUAAGGACUAUUUAUUUGCUGAAAAAAUUGUCAUUCUAAGCAUUGUCCUUGCCCCCGCAAUUCUUGAAGCUAUCAAUUUUGGUAUCAGAACUGUCAUUAACUUCUCUAUGAGUGUCCUAAGAAUGGAAAAUAAAACUAUAGAGUCCUCUACUGCGAUGGUGAUAGACUUUAUGUUGACCUUCUUCAACAGUUCCAUUGUUAUACUUCUAAUGAAUGCUAAUUUCAGAGAGACAGGACUACCUUUCACAUUUCUGAAUGGUUAUUAUGGAGACUUUAAUGCAAAGUGGUAUGCAUUGGUUGCACCUAUCUUUAUCACACCAAUGUUCAUCAGAUGCAUACUUCCUCCCGUCAUGAUGGUCGUCGGAUGGGGACUUAAGAGACUCUUCUUGUUAAUUGACCAAAGGGAAUAUAUUCUCUCUAAAAUCUGUUUCUCUAACCUUGACAGGAACGAAGAAGAAGACAGAACCCUAGUGUUUACAAACAAAAAGACUAAUCUGGAAUUUGCAAAUCUCAGAUCUGGAGAUAAGCUAAACCUUCAUAGUCCGUACUCACAAGUCCUGGUUGCAAUAAUGAUAUGCUUUAUGUAUGGUCUUGGGUUGCCAAUUCUGUUCCCUUUGACCUUUUGCUUCAUUGUUGUGAUCUACCUGACUUACAAGAUUGGGAUAGUGUACUGGUACCAGAAGCCUCCACAUUUCGAAUCAGCACUAAGUACCAUCUUCCUUUACAACCUCAAAUAUGCUAGCUUAUUCUUCUGAGGGUUCUCUUACUGGAUGCUUUGCAAUAGACAAAUGUUUGACAACCAUGUGUUGGGAAAGGAGUCCCAGGACGAAGUUGAGUAUAACGGUCAUUCCAUCUAUUAUGUUCCUGGAGAUCACAGAUUGCUUCUGCUGUUCUUCUUCUUUGUCUGUUGAGCUUACAUUUGGCUGUACGAAGUCAGAUUUGAUUGCUUCAACAUCGUGUUCUCUUCUUCAGUGAAGCAAGAAGCUUCACAGUUCGAAGGCUUGAGAAGUUUCUAUAAAAGUCUGAGCUAUAAGAACCUUAUAAACUGGAUUUACGAAGAAGCUUUGGUUAGGAAUCAAUUCGGCUACAAAAAGCUCUUUGAUAGCACCUACGAAAGAUUACUGAAGGAGCAAGGAAUGCGAGGACUUUUUAAGAAGUACAAUGUUGAUGAAUUAUUAGAAAAAGGGUUGUUUGAAGAAUCCAGUUAUGAUAUUUUAGCUCUACCGGAGUAUUAUGAGCAGCUGGGGUACUUGCCCAUAGAAGAGAGAAAUGAGUCUAACCAUAAGAAGGAGAUGGAGCCGAUAAUCAACGACACAAAAAGACUCUUUGACUAUCCUUAUUUUAGGAAAUUCCAAAACCUCAAGAACAUCUUCAACUCAGACAGACAACCUCUAACCCCCACUAUUGCUGAAUCUAAGAAUGAGAGAGAGGAAUUAUUCCGUGAUUUUGAAAAAUCCUAG